GUCUUACUUUCGGUUUCAUGUGGGUGAACUAACCUAGCUUGCUGACGAAACCCUCGCCGGGGCAGACCUGAACUGAACAGCCUCGCCACCUCGUUCAGGGCUGUUUUUCCAGUUUGUAGGUCUGUGUAGAUAAAAACUAGUUAUAUAUUUAUAAACCCUGAGUUUUUAGCAUUCGGGCUUCAACGUUUGGCCGCUGAGAGGACUAGCAAGUUAGCCAAAGAGCUUAUUUUCCUCAUCAGGCGUUCACCUUUAAAGGUGCCUCACAACUGUUGUGGGGAAUGAAGGCUGCGAUGGCGUCGUAUCUGUCCUUUUUCUUGUUGCUGUGUGUGGACGUGUGUGUGGUGAAGACGCUCGGUGUGGGGCAGCUCUCCUCGCUGCUGGUCCCGGAGGCGUUUAUCACACUCUGGGCUGUGGGGCUGCUGAGGGUCUGCUUGCUUCUCCUCACAGUCUUCUCUUACCCUGGAAGCCCAGUCUGGCUCAAAAGCUUUGAGGGAGUCCAGACUGUAACUGUUCACGGUUUAUUGUAUCCUGCCUACAUUACGUUUCUCUGGGCGUGUGGCUGGUCAACGGUGGAGCUUCUGUGGGGAUGGCACACCUGGGAAGCGCUGCUGCAGGGCUAUGCUGUCCUGGCUCUGUCUCUUCUGCUGUGGAAACGCUACGUCCCAUCCAUUUUGUCAAAGGCUAAGGUGAAAGCCCCCGAGAAAGGCCAGACAUCCCUGCAGAGGCUGCUUGGAUACCUAAAGCCGUACCGCAACCGCUUCACUGCGGUCAUCUCCUUGGUGAUCCUGUCCUCCCUCGGAGAGAUGGCGAUCCCUCAUUACACAGGUAAAAUGACUGACUGGAUCAUGAAAGAGGACGAACCUGAGGCUUUCAGUAACGCCAUCAAGGUCAUGUCUGUCAUGACAAUCAUGAGUGCUGUGCUUGAGUUUGUGUGUGACCUCAUCUAUAACAUCACCAUGAGCCUCAUCCACACCUCCAUCCAGAGUCAGGUCUUCCAGUGCGUGCUCAAACAGGAAAUCGCCUUCUUUGAUAAGAUUUCAACAGGUGAGAUUGUGUCUCGGAUCACCACGGACACCAACACCAUGAGCGAAAGCCUGAGUGAGGAACUGAGUCUGCUGAUGUGGUACUCCUUCCGCAUGCUCUUCCUGCUAAGCUCCAUGCUGUAUCUCUCUGCCCGGCUGACCAUCUUCACCAUCCUCGGCCUUCCUGUUAUUUGGAUCAUCCCAGAGUUUACUGGAAGGUUCUACCAGACACAUUCUGUAAAAGUGCAAGAAUCUCUGGCCAAGGCGAAUAAUGUUGCCAUGGAGACGUUUUCGUCCAUGAAGACUGUGAGGAGCUUCGCCAACGAGGAUGGAGAGACGGAGAGGUACAGGAAGUGCCUGGAGGACACCUACUCACUCAACAAAGUUGAAGCUGCUGCUUACGCUGCCUCGACCUGGACCAACAGCAUGUCUACUCUGGCUUUGAAAGUCUGCAUCCUGUACUAUGGGGGGCAGCUGGUGGCAGGAAAUGAUGUCAGCAGCGGCGAUCUGGUGUCUUUCGUUCUUUACGAACUUCAGUUCACUUCUGCCAUGGAGGCUCUGAUGUCAUACUACCCUCGCGUGAAGAAGGCUAUUGGAGCCUCACAGAAGAUUUUCGAGUAUGUGGACCGGAAGCCGGAUAUUCCUCCUGAAGGAUCUUUAGCUCCUGAGAAACUUCAGGGUCAUGUUCGCUUCAACAACAUCACCUUCGCCUAUCCCACAAGGCCUGAACAGAAUGUUCUCAAGGGUGUUUCUUUGGAGCUGAAGCCAGGGAAGAUCACUGUCCUUGUAGGUCCAGCAGAUGGAGGCAAGAGUACUAUCGUCCGUCUGCUGGAGAGGUUUUACCAGCCCCAGAGUGGUGAGAUCUUACUGGACGGAGAGCCACUGCUGAGCUACAAGGACCAGUACCUGCAUGAGAAGAUUAGCGUGGUGUCCCAGGAACCAGUGCUGUUCGCCCGCUCCAUCAAGGAGAACAUCAAAUAUGGCAGAGUGGCCGCCUCCAAUGAAGACAUGCAGAAAGCUGCCAAACUGGCCAGUGCACACGAAUUCAUCAGCAGCUUUCCAGAAGGCUAUGACACCGAUGCUGGAGAAAAGGGAGGCAAAGUGUCUGGAGGUCAGAAACAGCGGAUAGCCAUAGCAAGAGCUUUGAUUCGACAGCCGCAGAUCCUCGUGCUGGACGAUGCCACCAGUGACCUGGAUGACCACAAUGUACAUUUGGUUCACCAGGCUGUGCUGAACUCAAACUCGGACCGCACGGUUCUCCUCAUCACCCACCGGAUGAGCGGAGUGGAGCUGGCUCAUAAUGUGGUCUUCCUGCGGGCUGGCGAGGUGUUGGAGCAGGGCAGCCAUGCUGAGCUUCUGAAGAGGAACGGACCCUAUGCCGAAUUCGUACAGCAGCAGAGAACCAGCUUCUAUCGCAAAACGGAUGAAACAACGGACAGCAACUCGUCUUCCUGAAAGGCCUGAUGCAUGUUUAACAAACCAAACAACCUGACAAUAAGCAGAGUCUGUAGGUCGUAUUAGAAAUGCACUAUACACUGAAAUGUAGUACAAAUGUGUCAGAAAAAAGUAGUUAUUUGGAUUUGUUUGAUUUAAAUGUGUGUAUCAGUUGCACAUGAAUAAAAUACAUUACAUGAGCAAUUACUGCCAAAAGGAAGUAAACUUAAAGACAAUUUUGAGGCAUAUGAUUUAGGUGCGACUGAUGUUUGAAUCAGGUCAGUUCAAAGCACUAUGUACUGCAUAACAGUGUGCUAUAGACAUGCAUAUCUAAGUCUAUGUCUAAUCCCAGAAACAUACUUCAUACAAGUAUGUAAAUGCAUGCGCUUCAAGCUACACAGUUAGUUUCACGCCUUAGUACUCUAUAAUCAAUAGAAUGCUCAAGCUGCAUUCUGAGCAUGACAGCAAGGGGGCGCUAUAUUGGCAGCCAAGCCUGGCUGAGCAGUCCUGUUCUGGCAGCUUGCUUUCUCCUGGUCAGUGCUCCUGGCGGACCAGCAGUUUGACAAGUUUCUCGCAGAACCGGUUUAUUUGUAUAAAAUAUAAUACUCUGUCUCCUCUUCAUUCCAGUAACAAGUAAAGCAGAACGCACUCGUCUACUAUCCACAUGUUUAGUUGUUGUGGCUUUUGGAGAAACAGAAGAUCCUGUUUAUAGAUGUUCUGGACUGAGCUUUCCAAAAGCAUCUUAGCACAAAGACAAUUCCUAAAUGGUAGAGCGAGCAUCGUAGUGAACACUGUCUCUAACAAGAUGAUCUUAACGCUAAGAUGCUUUUGGGAAACUGGGCCCAAAUUUGUCCUCUCUCUCUCAUCCCCUUGAGUACUGAGUGUUUUAACUAUCACAGUAAUGUAGAAACUCACAUUGAGCUUGUGCAUUUGCAGUGUGUUAGCUUGGUGUGGUCAUUUGCGUUCGCAUAUUUGCAUUGAGUAUGUUUCUGGCCUAAGAAUAUUCCAAACAAGCUCAUCCAAAUAUUCUCCCACUGAAGCUGUAUUUAUAGGAAUGGUUUUGGUGAUAUAUCCAAUUUACACACUUAUCCACUUAGUCUAGAUGUACUUGAUCAGCCAAAGACAUGUUUGAUGUCCAAAUUUCUCAGUUUAGCCCUGGAGCUACAAGGCUAAUGUUGCUCACAAACACUGGAAGUCAAUAGUCACCCAAAUCUUUUCUGUAAAUAUAUCCGCAAAACUCCUCUCACCCCGCUCAAACUGCAUACAGAACUUCAUUAGGAGCACUCAGACUUGUCGAGGUGGUUUAGAGCACAGUUUGACUUACUGUGAAAUACAAAAAUGUAGCCAAAUGCUGCAGGCAGCCCCUUUAGAUAGCAAGUGUGGUUGGUAUAGUGUAGUGGGUAACACCUCUGCCUUCUACACUGUAGACUGGGGUUCAAACCCCACCUUGGUAAACACCCUACGCUAUACCAGUAAGAGUCCUUGGGCAAGACUCCUAACAGCACCUUCGCCUACCUGUGUAAAAAUGAUCAAACUGUAAGUCGCUCUGGAUAAGAGCGUCUGCCAAAUGCCGUAAAUGUAAAUGUAAGUGACUCCCCUUCGUGUGCAUGCACCUCACGCAGGCAUAUGGAUGCUAGGUCACAUUUAUGAUUUCUGUUGUUUCUGUCUUUUAAAAUAUAUCCUCAGUUUAAAAAAAAAACGGUUAUUAAAAAAUAACCGGUGUGUGCAUGUGAAGUCGGAAUUCGUCACAACACUUUUUUGGCUUUCAGGAGUAAAUUAUAAGCAUAUAGCAAUAUGUGUAUGAUCAUAAGACACAUUUUCUAUUAAUUUGAGGGGACAAAAUAUAAAUAAAUAAAUAAAAUAAAAAUUUACAUUUACUUCAUGCGGUUACUGAAUAAUUUGCCUUUGAUCGUGUAAAUUCAGAUGGAAAAACCAAAGUAUACCCUGGAGAAUAACAGGCUAAACCACAUCAAGUCUGUGUGACCUUGAUGAUGUGGUUUGAGCAAGAGCAGUUAGUAUUACAACACCUGAGGCACCAGAAUGUAACUGCUGUGCUGUUUAAGGUCGAAUGAGAAAAUUUGAACAAGAAGCUGGCAAAUAUGAAGCCAACUUCAGCCUCGUUGUUCUCUGUGGCUAAAAUCAGGCUGGUUUGUAACAUUACUGUCCUGUCUUAUAUGUACAACUCAGAACAUGUAAAAAUUAUUUUAUGCACUGAAGUUGACUGCUCUGAAUUCCCAAGCUAGCACCAAUGCUAAUGAUGCACUGCAUUCAGAUAGAAAGAUAAUGGUUAGCGCAAGUAAAAUAAUGGCUAAAUUAAAUGUUUUAACAUCUUUUCUACUCUUUUUCUGGAGAGAAGGUGGUGCAUGAAUCGAGUAGUCCCUCCCAUCAUUUAUACCGAGAUGUAAUAUCCCGUGCAAAUCGCUUCCUGAGGUAAACUUUCAUUACCCCACCUCCCCAUGGACAGCUAAUCCCAUCCGGGUAGGGCUUUAGAGAGGUCAUUUGACCAGUGUUAACUAAAUAUUUGUAUUGUGCCUUGAAAUGUGUUUUUUUCAGUGUGUUUGUUAGCAACAUUAGCUUUGUAGCUUUACACUCAGAAAAAGAGGUACUCAACUGUUACUGGGGCAGUACCCCUC
Messenger RNA from Colossoma macropomum (tambaqui), 5089 nucleotides. It is a transcript of the gene tap1, whose product is annotated as transporter 1, ATP-binding cassette, sub-family B (MDR/TAP). Gene Ontology annotation, molecular function: ATP hydrolysis activity; ABC-type oligopeptide transporter activity; ATP binding. The transcript has 13 exons. The coding region runs from base 279 to 2477 and encodes 732 amino acids. The record is from RefSeq and is a predicted model, not a curated record. Gene Ontology annotation, cellular component: membrane. Gene Ontology annotation, biological process: transmembrane transport. Lineage: Eukaryota; Metazoa; Chordata; Actinopteri; Characiformes; Serrasalmidae.